Meriones unguiculatus (Mongolian gerbil) is the source of this 945-nucleotide messenger RNA. RefSeq names its product olfactory receptor 5B12-like. Gene Ontology annotation, biological process: sensory perception of smell; G protein-coupled receptor signaling pathway. NCBI's taxonomy places the organism in Eukaryota, Metazoa, Chordata, Mammalia, Rodentia, Muridae. The record is from RefSeq and is a predicted model, not a curated record. Gene Ontology annotation, molecular function: odorant binding; olfactory receptor activity; G protein-coupled receptor activity. Bases 1 to 945 code for a protein of 314 amino acids. The transcript has a single exon. Gene Ontology annotation, cellular component: membrane.
AUGGAGAACAGUACAGAGGUGACAGAGUUCAUUCUUGCAGGGUUAACUGAUGACCCAGAGCUCCAGAUACCACUCUUCAUCGUCUUCUGUCUCAUCUAUCUCAACACUGUGCUUGGGAACCUGGGAAUGGUAGGGUUAAUUCUGCUGGACCCACACCUCCACACUCCCAUGUACCUUUUUCUCAGUCACCUAUCUCUGGUAGACUUUGGUUAUUCUUCAGCUGUCACUCCCAAAGUAAUGGCAGGACUCCUUUCAACAGACAAAAUCAUAUCCCGCAAUGCUUGUGGCACCCAAUUCUUCUUCUUUGUGGGCUUUAUAACUACGGAAAGCUUCCUGCUCGCUGCCAUGGCUUAUGACCGCUAUGCAGCAGUGUGUAAGCCUCUGCAUUACACCACCACCAUGACCACAAACACAUGUGCUUGUCUGAUCAUAAGUUCCUAUGUCUGUGGCUUUCUGAAUUCCUCCAUCCACACUGGAAACAUUUUCAGCCUCUCCUUUUGCAAGGCCAGUGUGGUAGACCACUUCUUCUGUGAUGCUCCUCCUCUCCUGGCCCUCUCAUGCUCAGACACCUCUGUCAGUGAGAUGGUGAUUUUCUUUGUGGUGGGUUUUAACGCGCUCUUCUCUAUUGUGGUCAUCAUGAUCUCCUACCUGUUUAUAUUCAUCACUAUUCUGAGGAUGCGCUCAUCGGAAGGACGCCAGAAGGCCUUUUCCACUUGUGGUUCCCACCUCACUGCAGUCUCCAUCUUCUAUGGGACAGUCAUCUUUAUGUACUUACAGCCCAGCUCCAGCCACACCAUGGACACUGACAAGAUGGCGUCUGUGUUCUACAGCAUGAUCAUCCCCAUGCUGAACCCUCUGGUCUACAGUCUGAGGAACAAAGAGGUCAAGGGUGCAUUCAAAAAGGUUGUGGGAAAUAUAAAAGCUUCUUUAACAUUCAUAUUUUAG